CCAACACCAACCCAAAGCUCUCUCGAAAGCGAACAAAACAAACGCCCACACACACACGGUGACACGCACCCCGACGCCCCCCCUCCCCUUUGCUUCUCCGCCUCCGCCUCCGCCUCCCUCCUCACGCACGCCAAAAAAUUUCCCUCUUUUCCUCAUUCUCCGCCUCCUUAUAAUCUCAAUUCACCACCACCGUCCUUCUCGCUCUCGCUCUCGCUGCUGCUCCUGCAGGUCCCCCAAUCCCGUGGGCGUGGGGGGGGGGGGGGGGUGUUCGGGGUUCUUGCUUUGCUGGGAUGGUCGACGCCUAGGUGUUUUGCUUUGCUUUGCUUUUGCUAGGGUUCUUGAGGGGGGGGGGGGGGUGGUUGCCCGGGGGCUUCUCCAAACAUGGUGCUGCGGCGCUUCGCGUGGCCGUACGGCGGCCAGCGGGCCUCCUUCUGCGGCAGCUUCACCGGGUGGAGGGAGUGCCCCAUGGGGCUCGUCGGGGCCGAGUUCCAGGUGGUGUUCGAUCUGCCCCCCGGGGUUUAUCAGUACCGGUUUUUGGUUGAUGGUGUCUGGCGAUGUGAUGAGACGAAACCUUGUGUACGGGAUGAAUAUGGGUUGAUUAGCAAUGAAGUUCUUGUGGAUAAUACACAUCCGGUUGUACAGCCAGAAACUUCCAUCAGAGUAGUGAGUAUGGAUGAGGGUACUAUACUGACAACACAGAUGCCCCCAGAUCAGUUAUCUCAAAACUCAGGCGUGCAGAUAGCAAUUUUCCGCCAUCGAGUCUCUGAGAUAUUAUUACAUAAUACCAUAUAUGAUGUUGUUCCUGUUUCUAGCAAGAUAGCAGUUUUGGAUGCUCGUCUUCCUGUCAAGCAAGCCUUUAAAAUCAUGCAUGAUGAGGGUCUUUCUUUGGUUCCUCUUUGGGAUGAUCAGCAGCAAACCGUAACAGGCAUGCUAACCGCAUCCGAUUUUGUAUUAAUUUUGAGAAAGCUGCAGAGAAACAUUCGAACUCUUGGCCAUGAGGAACUUGAAAUGCAUUCAGUGUCUGCUUGGAAAGAAGCAAAAUUGCAGUUUUAUGGGGGACCUGAUGUUGCUGCCAUUCAGAGAAGGCCAUUAAUUCAUGUUAAGGAUUCAGAUAAUUUAAGGGAUGUGGCAUUGGCUAUAAUUAGAAAUGAAAUAUCUUCAGUUCCUAUCUUUAAGCCCUCAACGGAUUCAUCAGGGAUGCCUUUGCUUGGUCUUGCAACCCUUCCAGGGAUUGUGAAAUUUAUUUGCUCAAAGCUGCAAGAACAGCCUGAAGGGUACUCAUUUCUGCAAAACCAGAUUGUCAGUAUGCCUAUUGGUACAUGGUCACCACAUACUGGCAAGGCAAGCAAUAGACAGCUUAGAACUUCGCGACCAAGCACUCCUCUAAAUUCAUGCCUGGAUUUGCUGCUUGAAGAUAGAGUAAGCUCAAUUCCUAUAGUUGACGAUAAUGGCGCUCUCCUUGAUGUCUACUCGCUCAGUGAUAUCAUGGCUCUAGGCAAGAAUGAUGUCUACACUCGUAUUGAGCUUGAACAGGUGACGGUGGAGCAUGCCUUGGAGCUGCAAUACCAGGUGAAUGGCCGAAGACACUGUCAUACCUGCUUGAGCACUAGUACCUUCCUGGAGGUUUUGGAGCAAUUGUCAGCUCCAGGGGUGCGGCGAGUCGUCGUUAUUGAACCAAGGAGCAGAUUUGUGCAAGGAAUAAUCUCAUUGAGGGACGCAUUUACAUUUCUCAUUGGAUAACAUUUGUGUAGCCAGCCAUUCCAUACAUGAAAAAGAAACAACAGACAGUGCCUCAGGAGGAAAAAGAAAGCUGGACCAGGUCUGAAUCCACUACCUUCUCUCCAAGGGUGCCUCAGUGUUCAAAGCUCAAAGUGAUUAGAUAUUGCCUGAAAGUAUUACUUCCUCCGUUUUAAAAUGUAUGAUGCCGAUGGCUUUUCGCAUAAUGUUCCACCGUUCGUUUUAUUCAAAAAUCUAGUAUAAAUAUGUAAAAAUAGCAUAAUGUUUCACCAUUCGUUUUAUUCAAAAAUUCGUUUUAUUCAAAAAUCUAGUAUAAAUAUGUAAAAAUAUAAGUUAAGGUUAUAGUUUUUUAUGAUAAAACAAGUCAUAAUAAAAUAAUUGAUCAAAUAUUAUGUAAAAA
Oryza sativa Japonica Group (Japanese rice) is the source of this 2137-nucleotide messenger RNA. RefSeq names its product sucrose nonfermenting 4-like protein. NCBI's taxonomy places the organism in Eukaryota, Viridiplantae, Streptophyta, Magnoliopsida, Poales, Poaceae. The record is from RefSeq and is a predicted model, not a curated record.